AUGGCCGUCCUCCCAGACGCGCCGGGGCCAUCGCCGUCCAAGCGGAACCCGUUUGCACGACCUCACGCGACCGAGUCGACGUCAUUCUCCAGGACCUCUCUGCUACCUACAAGAGUGUCUGUGAGGAGAAUCCCCGUGAACUGUGACUCUCAGCCUGAAAGCUCUUCAACGGCAGCGAGCACCAGCGCCACCGCUACCGCUGCUGCUGCUGGCCCCUCGUCAACACCGUUGGCGAACCCCUUUGCGACACCCAGCGAACGCGCUCGUCCACGGAACGCAUGGCGUCUGCUCUGGCGCGGCGGUCUGGAAGUUGGCCCAGACGGCUGGCGUCUUGAUGGCAUCACCUUCUUCGCCCAGCUCGCCUUCCCUGCUGGCGGUACGCCGAGCACCAACCCGUUCGCGCCUCCCACGCCGUCAGCAGCGUCCAAGAUAUCACCAGCUGCAAACACCGUGUCACUGCCGGGCAUGGACACGGACCUGUGUCUUUCGUUCGAAUCCAUGCGUGGAAGAAAGUAUUUCCAGGUCCGUGGGGUCGUCCCGCUCACCGACGAGGACAUUGACACCGAUGACAGUCCUGUCCAAAUGUCCAUCACUUCGCCUCUCCUCUCUGCCUUCUUCACUGGCAUUCUCUGUCGGGCUCCCAAACUCUCGCCACAGGGCAGGACAACCAGUGGCGUCGUCAUUGGCCUCGGGGACGAGGGUAUCGACUCUAAUGGCUCGUCUGUUAUUGUCUAUGGACAGAGGCAGACCAACGACUCGGCCGAGCCAACAUUGCGUUUGUGUGUGGGUCGUCGGCGUAUCAUUGCACCGCCCAAGAAAGUUCGACCAGGAGAACCCCUGCCUCGAGCCCCGGUCUACAUUCCUGCCAAGCCUGUCCCUGGACGUGGCCUCUCCCGUGCUCCCUCUGCCGUCGAGAUCUACGGCCGGGCGUCAUCUAUCGCUCCCGAGUCGCUCCCCGUGGCAGCCCUCACAGGCCGUACCGGUGGUCGCCACGGCGAGAAGCGUCCACGAAAGGACGCCGAGACCGUCGACGACGCAGAUAAGCGUAGGAAAGCAGGCCGGAUCGUGCCAGAGCGCCUACAUGUGACAGCGAGAGGACGCGACUCUGGCCCAAGGUCGGCACCCCUGCAGAGGUCCGACGACGAGGACAUCUUUGGCCGUCGAUCGACGUCUCUGGCUCCCCGUGCGUCUUCUGUGGCACCACGAGCAUCUUCGGUUGCAUCUCGACACGGCUCGGUGCGAGCACCAUCAGCUGCGCCAUAUGCCGAUGCGGCUCAUUCCGACGAUGACGCGGGUGCCGCAGGCUCGUCGACGAUGCGACCGAAACGUCCUCGUGUUCCUCAGCAGGUGCUGGACAACAAAGCUACUAUCCGCAAGCAGACCCACUUGCUCCUCGACGCACGAGGCUGUCCCCGCGAACAUGAAAUGUUCAAGGACGUGUUCGGCAUGACCACCAAGGGCACUUACUUUGCUCUCCGGGCUGUGAUGGAGGCAGGGCCUGUAGACAAGACUGCCACCCAGGACAUCAUCGAGCGCCACCUCGACAUGUACCUCCCUGCAGCCCGGUCUCACGAGAACUCGCCUGCCCAUGUCCCGGAUGAGCCGACCGACGUGGAUGAGGCGCCGAAUCCUAGACCCCAGCUGGAGGCUGCCAUUGACCUCACGUCUGAAGCCAACCUGCACCUGAUGCGCACUCCGCCGCCGAAGAUACUCAAGGCCGAGCACAUUCCAGCAGCUCACGGCUUUGAAAGCAGCCCCUCAUGA
This is a messenger RNA of Apiotrichum porosum, 1764 nucleotides long. RefSeq lists its product as uncharacterized. Lineage: Eukaryota; Fungi; Basidiomycota; Tremellomycetes; Trichosporonales; Trichosporonaceae. The record is from RefSeq and is a predicted model, not a curated record. The transcript is spliced from 7 exons. Bases 1 to 1764 code for a protein of 587 amino acids.